Messenger RNA from Lottia gigantea (owl limpet), 2730 nucleotides. RefSeq lists its product as hypothetical. Gene Ontology annotation, cellular component: plasma membrane. Lineage: Eukaryota; Metazoa; Mollusca; Gastropoda; Lottiidae. The record is from RefSeq and is a predicted model, not a curated record. The coding region runs from base 1 to 2730 and encodes 909 amino acids. Gene Ontology annotation, molecular function: calcium ion binding. The transcript has a single exon. Gene Ontology annotation, biological process: homophilic cell-cell adhesion.
AUGGAAGCUUCAUUUCAUCUUGUCGAGUCUGAGCCUCCGGAAACUAUCGUGGGCAAUAUUGCCAGUAAAAUUAACAUCGCCAGAGGCCUUUCAAAAUCAGAAUUUAACAGUCUUCGAUAUAGUUUUCUGAAUCCUAAUGACGAUAGUAUUGCUUCACUUUUCAAUAUCAACCCAGAAAAUAGUGACGUGUCCACUGUUGAGAAGAUUGAUAGAGAAAAAGUCUGCGAAUUUACAUCGGAAUGUGUCAUUACUUUCGACAUAAAAAUCAGUUCGUUAGUGACGUCAUUUUUUGAGAUCGUUACUGUGAAAAUUAUCAUCGAUGAUUUAAACGAUAACCCUCCUAAAUUCCCAGAAUUAGAAAUCACCGUUUUUAUCCCAGAAAAUGUGAAUCCCGGAUCGACAUAUCGAAUAAACGGAGCCACAGAUUUAGACAGGGGUCAGAACAAUUCUGUUCAAUUAUAUGAAAUGGUUUCAAGUGCUAAUUUAUUUGAUUUGAAAGUUGACAAGAAAUUGGAUGGAACUUCUGAUCUGAGAAUCGUGGUAAAAAAUGUCAUUGAUCGCGAGAAGAAACAUUAUUAUCGGUUUUUUAUCGUGGCCAAAGAUGGCGGUCGACCUCCCUUAUCUGGAAAUGUGACUGUCAAUGUUAAUAUUACUGAUGAAAAUGAUAACUCGCCAGAAUUUACAGAAGAAAUCUAUGACGUAUCAGUGACAGAGAACACCCCAAUUUAUUCAGUAAUUGCUAAAAUACACGCCAUCGACCGCGAUAGUGACAGUAAUGGUAAAGUAUCAUAUCGGUUUAGCACCCUUAAAAACCCUGAUAUUGAAAAGCUCUUUGCACUUAAUCCUUUAAGCGGUGAUAUCACCGUGAAAAAUGAACUUCAAUAUCAAUCAGGCAAACAAUUUGAGACGAUUGUGGAAGCUUUUGACCAAGGUACUCCGCCACAAGUUGGUCAAGCAAAGCUGAUUUUGAGGAUUAUAGACGUGGGAAAUAAUCCACCCAUCAUAACUGUCAAUCCGGUAUCAGACGUGGUAGGUGACAUGAUAUUACUGCCGGAAGGUGCACGGAUAGGUACUGUUGUAGCCCAUGUAAAUAUUGACGAUAAAGACCAGGGUCCUAAUGGAGAUGUUCUGUGUUCCUGCUUGCAUGAGUAUUUUUCUGUUCAUAAGCUAGAAGGCCGUGGGUAUAUCGUUCAAGUGAAAAAGCCUUUAGAUCGAGAACUCGUUGAUGAACUUAAAGUUACCGUUGUGUGUCGUGAUUCCGGAACCCCAAGACUCUCGGCAAGAACCAAAUUUCGAAUUAAACUUACGGACGAGAAUGACAACCCUCCGAUUUUCACAAAGAGAGUCUAUGAAACAACCCUUGAAGAAAAUAAUGUUAUAGACCGACCUCUAAUCCGCGUUUCUGCUGUUGAUGACGAUCUUGGUAGGAAUGCAAUUGUUCACUAUCGCCUCAAACUGGAUGAUCAGGGCAUGUUCAAAAUCAACACGAAUACAGGAGAGAUUGUUGCUAAUGACGUGUUUAAUAGGGAAACUAUAUCUGAAAUGAGUUUCACAGUUUUAGCCAUUGACGAGGGUACUCCACCUAUGACAGGAACUGCGGAAGUACUCGUGAGAAUUAUAGACCAAAAUGACAAUAGCCCCAAAUUUAGUCCAGCCGCUUUGAUAUUUUCAGUUCGCGAAGACACAAGAGCUGGCGGUGAGGUUGGCAUGCUGCAUGCAACGGAUGCAGAUUUUAAUUUUAAUGCAGACAUUGAAUAUACGAUGAUUGUCAGUGGCGAUAGUCUACCAUUUGUUGUUUUCUCUAAUGGGGUCAUUCGAACUGAUCGAGAACUAGAUUUUGAAUCCCAAAAGCGCUUUACAUUUAAGAUCAUUGCUAAGGAUAAAGGAUCACCACCUCGGAAUACGACUGCCACUGUGACGGUGUAUGUCAGUGAUUCCAAUGACCAUAGUCCGGUAAUCGUAUUUCCUACGGAUAAUAACAAUACUGUGACAAUACGAUCUGAUAUUGAGCCUGGUACUGUGAUAUCUCGAGUAGUGGCAUCAGAUAGUGAUGCUGGAGAAAAUGCUGUAUUAUCCUUCUAUAUCAAUUCAGGAAACGAGCAGAACAUGUUCCAUAUAGGAACAAAAACUGGCGAAAUAGUUCUUGCAAAGAGGAUUCGGAUUUAUGAAUCAACAGAGUAUUAUCUCAGCAUUUCAGUUCAAGAUCAAGGUACAACACAACAGGCGUCCGAAGCACACCUUACAGUUCUCGUAGACUUUGUAAACUCAACAGCAUUAGAAAUGGCAAGAGAAAGAGACUUGCAAUAUAUUAUCAUUGCCGGAGUCGUAACUGGAGUAACAAUCAUCCUUUCUAUUAUAAUUGUGGCCGUGAUCAUCUACGUCCGACGAUCCGACUUACAACGUAGACGUGGACAAACCAUAUGUGUUCAAGAGCAUGGUGAAAACAAAAACGUGGAGAAGCAGUUGUGGCAUAGUGUACCAAAAGAUGAAAUGGUUGCACCAUCGGAUAAAACUACCUUAGACGAAUUUUUCAAGGAAAAGAAUUGUGAGAAACCUGAUGGUGAUGAUUCAUACUUCAAAAAUAAAUCCAUGGAUCAUUUUUCUGGUCAGCAGUUUUUCACAUUUAGAAAGGUAAGUCACUUUGAAUUUUACUCAUCGUAUGUAUUGUACUGCAGUACAUGUGUAUUUAUAUCAGGUAGGUUGGUCAUUAGUGCUGUACUAUCUAAUUGA